AUGGCCCAGCUACGGAGUCAGAGGAGACCUGGGGUCCAGUUACUUAAUAGACUCUCAACCAGCUGUCCUAUUUCCAGCUCUUCUCACUCCACUUCCUUACCUCCGCAGGUGCCAGAGGCUGCCCGGCCUGAACCCACCGGAGAUCCUACAUUUGGGGGGAGAAGUCCUGCUACAACAACAACGGCUGUCACCGCGUUGGCCGCCCGGGUGCGGCUGGGCAUGUGGGGCGUUAGGGCCAUACAAGCCCGAGGCUUCAGCUCCGAACGGUCAGACUCCGGCGCGGGCUCGAUCCGGGAGGCAGGUGGGGCCUUCGGAAAGAGAGAGCAAGCUGAAGAGGAACGAUACUUCCGAGCACGCACUAAAGAACAACUGGCAACCUUGAAGAAACACCAUGAAGAGGAAAUCACCCAUCAUAUAAAGGAAAUUGAACGUCUGCAGAAAGAAAUUGAAUGGCACAAGAAGAUCAAACAUCUAAAACAUGAUGAUGAUGAUUAA
Odobenus rosmarus divergens (Pacific walrus) is the source of this 495-nucleotide messenger RNA. RefSeq names its product ATPase inhibitor, mitochondrial-like. NCBI's taxonomy places the organism in Eukaryota, Metazoa, Chordata, Mammalia, Carnivora, Odobenidae. The coding region runs from base 1 to 495 and encodes 164 amino acids. The transcript is spliced from 2 exons. The record is from RefSeq and is a predicted model, not a curated record.